Messenger RNA from Zeugodacus cucurbitae (melon fly), 7377 nucleotides. It is a transcript of the gene Dcr-1, whose product is annotated as endoribonuclease Dcr-1. Gene Ontology annotation, biological process: apoptotic DNA fragmentation; siRNA processing; pre-miRNA processing. Gene Ontology annotation, cellular component: nucleus; cytoplasm; RISC complex. Gene Ontology annotation, molecular function: deoxyribonuclease I activity; protein binding; RNA binding. The transcript has 13 exons. The record is from RefSeq and is a predicted model, not a curated record. Lineage: Eukaryota; Metazoa; Arthropoda; Insecta; Diptera; Tephritidae. Bases 273 to 7202 code for a protein of 2309 amino acids.
GUUAAUUUGUAGCCGGUUAUACAAAUGGUGUAAAGUCUGCAAUAUUGAUAUAUAUAUUCGAAUUUUAAUUAUUUAUAUUAUUAUUGUUAUAUAUACAUAUAAAUUAGUUUGGAUUCACGCCAUCAAGAUUCACCUGAUUCGUCUUGAGAAGGAAGCUACAUUCAAAGAGUAAUAAUUUUAUUUUCAGUAAAACUUUGGAUCAUGCCAUAAAGCUACAAAACAAAAAAAAUAUAUAUAUGAAUCUACAAUUGUUUUGUGUUUAAGAUAACAAAAUGUCGUUCUAUUGGUGUGAUAAUGUUCACACAACGGUCUUUACUCCGCGUGAUUAUCAAAUCGAACUGCUUUCAGUUGCUUUUGAACGUAAUGUAAUUAUAUGCCUUGGUCAUAAGUCUUCCAAGGAAUUCAUAGCCUUAAAGUUGCUGCAGGAAUUAUCACGUCCAGCAAGAUUAGCUGCAAAGUUUAAUUUGUAUUUAACAACUGACCAAACUUCACCAUCAAUAUCUGCCAUGAUAGAACAUUUAACAAAUCUGAAAGUGUUUAAAGUGGAAAACACAGAGCUGAGUGCGAAUAGUCAGCUCUACAUACCAAAGGGCUUUCAACUUUAUAUUAUUCACCCUCGUACUUGUUUGGAGGCAUUAAGAGGAGGAGUACUCAGUUUGAAGGAUGUACAUUUAUUAAUAUUAGAAGACUGUCAUGAAGCUGAUAUAUGUAAAGAUUUGCGCAUAAUUUUUCAAGAACAUUUUAAUAAUUUGAGUGCCGAGAUUCCGAAAGUAUUGGGUUUGGCUGGUCCUCUUCAUAGCGCAGAGUGUUCCUUACAAGAGUUAAAUGCAAUGCUAAAUACAUUAGAAGACAGUGUGCAUUGUAAAGCAGAGACAGCUAGCGAUAUCGUGACUGUAUUAAGGUAUUGCGCGAGACCAAGUGAGUUUAUAGUUCAAUGUAUGCCUUAUGAACGUGAUGAGUUGACGUUUGUAUUGGAGGAGAUCAUUUUAACAAGAAAAGCUUUUUUAAUGGAUCAUCGAUAUGACCCUUUUGAAAUAUAUAACACAGAUGAAUAUUUGGAAGAACUAAAAGACAUCCCUGAUCCCAAAGAGGAGCCAAUGGAAUUUUUAGAAAUUAUGCUCUUUGUACUUCAUGAAAUGGGACCAUGGUGUGCUGAUCGCGUUGCAGUUAACAUGUUUCAUCGCAUUGAAAAACAGAAAAUAAAAACGCCACAUGAACGCCACUACAUUUUGUUAUGUGUAGUUAAUACAGCUCUUCUCGAAUUCCAUGCUAUUUGUGAACAAACAUUCAAAAAAAUCAACAACCACAGAGAGUUAGUUGAACGAUAUUCAAGCCCUAAGGUAUUUCGUUUGUUAGAAACCUUACGCUUAUUUAAACCGGAAGAAUUAUUAACUAAAAAUGAGACUAUACAUAAACUGAGUCAGGAUUUAGAUCAAAUGGAUUUUCAAAAACUUAGUCGUAAUAUCGAAUAUAGUUGCCAAAAUGUUGAAAAUGUAACGACGAAACUACAAUUAGAAUCUCGUUCAAUUAUUGACAAUUUAGAUCCAAUUGUAAAAAAUAUUUCUGACAAUUUAACGCAAAAAAAUAUACAAAUAAGCACCAGCAAAAUAGAGAAUUCAGCCACAACGAACCGAAGACAUGGUGGGGGUGGAACACAUGGCCGUUUUAAACGUAGACAUUUUAACCGUAGACACAUACGUGAUAACGGUGAUGAGUUAGAUACGCUCUGUGCCAUUAUUUUUUGCAAUUCAAAUUAUACAGCGCGCGCUCUUUUUGAUUUGCUUAGUGAAAUGAGUCGACAUGAUUCUGAAUUAAAGUUUCUUAAGUGCCAAUUUACAACUGAUCGAGUGGCAGAUCCUAUCAGCGAACCCAAAGAAGCCGAAGUAGAGCAUAGACGUCAGGAAGAGGUAUUGAAACGUUUCCGCAUGCAUGACUGUAAUGUCUUAAUUGGCACUUCUGUGCUAGAGGAAGGUAUCGAUUUGCCUAAAUGUAAUUUAGUAGUACGCUGGGAUGCACCGACCACUUAUCGGAGUUAUGUUCAAUGUAAAGGACGAGCAAGAGCAGCACCUGCAUAUCAUAUUAUAUUAGUUUCACCAGCUUAUACUGCUGUUCAUAGUACAAAUGAGCAACUAAGUAACCAUAGCCAUAAAUAUCUAUGUAAACUUGAAGAUGGACAAGACGACAUUAUUGAUUCAGAUAAUUGUAGCGAUGAAGAGAAGCCUGAUAACAAAGUAAAUAAAUUCACGAUUGGUUCAACAAAGGGAAUUGUAAAAAUACUAAAUCCCGAAGUAAUUACAAAUAAACCGCCAACAAAAAGCGUUUUGACAUUGAAUGAGAUUACGGACGAUAUAUCGGUUUUUAAAAGCGUGCAUAAGGAUGAUACCAAUAUUGCUAACGUAGUAGAAAUUGAGCACAAUUUGUCCUCAAUGAUGGAUUUAAAACAAGGGACAGCUCCUAUGAAAGAUACUGGAAACAAAUCAGUAAUCAAAAAAUCCUUAGCCGAUUGUUAUGAAGUUCUUAAUCUUAGUGAUGCUAUAUCAGAUAUAAGUAGUUUAUUGAGUGAUUCUUUUUCAAGUUCUUUGGUGGAAGAGAAAUUAGCAGUACCGAAACUAAAAAAGGAUAAACGUAGAUUUCAAUGUAUUUUUGAAAGUGAUAAAAGCGUAUCCAUUACUUCCACAUAUUUCGAUGCAUCGUUGAGUCAAUUAGAAUUCACAACUAAUAAAAUAGUGGAACAACUAGCAGAAUAUCGUCAAAUCGAGAAGAUACUCCUAUCCAAAUGUGCUAAUACUGAGCCUCCAGAAACGGAACAUCAUUUUGCAGAUUAUUUCAGCAAAUGUAUUAAACGCUACAAGCCAAUGGAACAUUUAUUGACAGGUGCAUCCGUAGAUCUUACGACUUCCAUAGCUUUGGUCAACAAGUAUUGUUCAAAAUUGCCAAGCGAUACUUUUACAAAGCUUACAGCACUUUGGCGUUGCACCAAAACGAUUCGAUUUGGAGCAGAAGUAUAUCAAUACACAAUACGUCUUCCAAUAAAUUCACCAUUAAAAUACGAUAUAGUGGGACUUCCAAUGGUUUCAAAUAUAUUGGCACGUAGAAUGGCCGCAUUGCAAACCUGUAUGGAGCUUCAUAAAAUUGGGGAAUUGGAUGACAACUUACAGCCAAUAGGAAAAGAAAGCUUCCGUGCGAUGGAGUCUGACUGGGAGAGCUUUGAGCUAGAAGAGGAAGACGAAAAAAUAGUACAAAAUAACUCCGAACCGCGACCGGGAACAACGAAACGCAGGCAGUAUUACUAUAAACGUAUUGCUUCCGAGUUCAGUGACUGCCGUCCCACUGCUGGUGUACCUUGUUAUUUGUAUCUUAUUGAUUUGACACUACAAUGUCCGAUUCCGGAGGAACAAAAUACACGUGGUCGGAAAAUAUAUCCACCCGAAGAUGCGCAACAAGGCUUUGGUAUUCUAACUCUAAAACGUAUACCAAAAGUCAGUUCGUUUCCUAUAUUUACACGGUCCGGCGAAGUAAAAGUAUCGAUUGUACUUUCAAAAGAGACAGUUGUACUCACAGAAGCACAGAUACGUUGCAUUAAUACAUUCCUCAAUUACACAUUUACAAAUGUAUUGCGGCUUCAGAAGUUUCUUAUGCUCUUUGAUCCAGAUUCUACAGAAAAUUGUGUAUUCAUUGUACCUACAAUAAAAUGUAAUGGUGGAAAGGUAAUAGACUGGGACUUUCUUGAGAUAAUAGAAAAAAAUUCAAGUAUGAUGCCCUCUGCAGUCACAGAUGAUUUACGUAAAUCAAUUGAGUUCGAUGCAAAUAAGUUCAAGGAUGCCGUUGUUAUGCCUUGGUAUCGCAAUCAGGAUCAGCCGCAGUACUUUUAUGUGGCAGAGAUUUGUCCACAGCUUUCACCCCUGAGUUGCUUCCCCGGGGAAAACUACCGCACGUUUAAACAUUACUAUUUUCUUAAAUACGGUUUAAUAAUUCAGAAUGUUAAACAGCCAUUAUUAGAUGUAGAUCAUACCAGCGCACGUUUGAACUUUUUAACACCUCGUUAUGUCAAUCGAAAGGGAGUAGCCUUGCCCACUAGUUCCGAAGAAACUAAGCGUGCCAAACGAGAGAAUUUAGAGCAAAAACAAAUCCUUGUGCCGGAACUUUGCACCGUCCAUCCGUUUCCCGCUUCACUGUGGCGAACUGCCGUUUGUUUGCCUUGCAUUCUAUAUCGUAUAAACGGGUUAUUAUUGGCCGAUGAUAUACGCAAAAAGGUAUCACAAGACAUUGGAUUGGGGUUGCAAGAAAUCCCUGAUGAUUUUGAAUGGCCUAUGCUGGACUUUGGCUGGAGUUUAUCGGAAGUUUUAAAGAGAUCAAAGGAAAAUAAGAAUGGAUUAUUGGAUAAGAAAAUAGAAGAAAGUAACAAUAAAGAAAUGAAAAAUAAACAAAGUAACGCCUUUGAGGAAGGUACUGGAGGCCGUGAAGAAUUGGAUAACAGUUACGAAACCAACCAUACUAACAUGAGGAGCGCAAAUGAAAUAAUUAUAGAAGGUGAAAAGAAAUUGAAGGAUAGUACUUUCAUUGAAAUAGGCACUUGGUCUAAUGAUAUGGCCGAUAACAUUAAUUUCAGCAAAAACUCCGAGUCGUUGGAUGAAGACGAGGAAGAAUGUUUAAAAUAUCUCCCAUCGAAUGUUAGUUUCUGUGACCAACAAAUGCGUUACGGGUCUCCCACUUUCUGGGAUGUGAAAAAAUCAACCCUAACCGCAAAAGCUAAUGGUCUGCGAAAUCCAAACAAUAAUACAAAUAAUUCUCGAAAGAAUUCGUUCGCUUACUAUGAUUCGGAUGACUCGUUUGCUUCCAGUUACGAUGACAACGAGCCUAAUAACUACAGUGACGAAGAUGAUGAUAGCUUCGGUGCUCCACGUAUUGCAUUCACUUCUAGAAAUGAAGCAGAAACUAUUGAAACAGCACAAGAUAUCGAAAAGCGCAAUAAACAACUAUCUAUAAUUCAGGCGACAAAUGCGAAUGAACGUGAUUAUCAGAAGACAAAGAAUUUGCUUAUGGGAUACAAUUUUGUGGACUUGAAACCUAACAUGGAAGCUGAGUUGAGUCGUUCUAUUGCUCAGUUUACUUCGUCUACACGACAAUUGAAAAACUCGAUCAAACAAUCGAGUAUGCUUGUAAAAUACGAUCAGUCAGUGGUGUUGAAGCAUAAGGAUUCGAUAAAUGUGGCCUCAAAUAAUAUCAACGAAGCGGCUUCUAUAGAAGACUUUUGUAAACUAUUGCCUUAUGCUGAUAAAAACUUGUUGUUGUCUAUUUUAAGAGAGCAAGGUAAUAUGUUGAGAGUAUCAGAUAUUGGUCGAUUAAAUGCUGAGUAUUUAAAAUCUCACACUGAUGAGCUAUUCGAAAUUCAAGGUUGUGGUGAUAUUUUUGACAAUUUCAAUGAUAAGAACGAACUGAUAGAACAAUUUGACGAAAAAUGUAAAAGGACGGUGAAGUUGAAAUUUGAGAGGAAAGAAUGCUCCGCUAGUAUCAAUAAUACAUUGUCCGCAGUAAUCGAAAAUAACACCAAGAAUCCAUGUAGUAAUUUUAGUUUUGACUAUCAACCAGAUUUGGUUGGACACCCUGGCCCAAGUCCAAGUAUUAUCCUACAAGCUUUAACUAUGUCGAAUGCGAACGACGGCAUUAAUUUGGAACGUCUCGAAACUAUUGGUGACUCAUUCCUUAAAUAUGCCAUCACCACAUAUUUGUAUAUAACAUAUGAAAAUGUUCAUGAAGGCAAACUCAGUCAUUUGCGUUCAAAGCAAGUAGCCAACUUGAAUCUGUAUAGAUUGGGAAGACGAAAAAACUUGGGGGAAUACAUGAUUGCUACAAAAUUUGAACCUCAUGACAAUUGGUUGCCACCUUGUUAUUAUGUGCCAAAAGAGCUGGAGAAAGCUCUUAUAGAAGCAAAGAUUCCACCACAUCACUGGAAGCUGGUCGAUUUAGCUAAUAUUAAAAAAUUAAACAGUGCCGAGAUAUGUGCAUUGGUACGAGAAAAGGCUGACAAAUUAGGACUCAUUGGUGAUUCAAACAAUUACAAUGAGAAUAACGUAACUCUUGAAGAAAGUGGCGAAGGAAAUGACUUUACUUGUUUUAUUCCGUAUAACCUUGUGACACAACAUAGCAUUCCAGAUAAAUCUGUGGCUGAUUGUGUUGAGGCAUUAAUUGGAGCCUAUUUAAUUGAAUGUGGCCCGCGCGGAGCUCUACUACUCAUGGCAUGGCUGGGAAUACGAGUGCUUCCGUUUGUACAUAAACCAUUUGAUCCAAAUGAGUUCCGCGUUCCCGGUAGUAUAAAACCUGAUGGGAAUGGCAACAUAAAAGUUUAUGGAAAGUGGAUGGCUCCGAAAAGUCCACUCCUUCUUUAUUCCCCUAAUGCCAAUCAGGAAUUAGAGUAUAUGCUUGAAGGCUUUGAUGAGUUUGAGUCGACUUUAGGUUAUAGGUUUCGCGAUCGUUCUUACCUAUUACAGGCCAUGACUCAUGCUAGUUAUUCCCCUAAUCGUUUGACAGAUUGUUAUCAACGGUUAGAAUUCCUGGGUGAUGCAGUCCUAGAUUAUUUAAUUACACGUCACCUCUAUGAAGAUCCCAGGCAACACUCACCCGGUGCCUUGACUGAUUUACGUUCAGCUUUGGUGAAUAAUACUAUAUUUGCAUCAUUGGCCGUUCGACACGGUUUUCACAAAUAUUUUCGACAUUUGUCUCCAGGUCUAAACGAAGUUAUCGAUCGUUUUGUACGUAUACAAAACGAAAAUGGACACAGUAUAAGUGAAGAAUAUUACCUACUUUCGGAAGAAGAGUGUGAUGACGCUGAAGACGUUGAAGUACCAAAAGCUUUAGGUGAUGUAUUUGAGUCAAUUGCGGGUGCAAUUUUUCUGGAUUCCAAUAUGUCGUUAGACGUUGUGUGGCAGGUGUAUAGCAAUAUGAUGAAACCGGAAAUUGAACAAUUUAGUAAUUCAGUGCCAAAAUCACCCAUUAGAGAGUUGCUAGAAUUGGAACCAGAAACAGCUAAAUUUGGAAAACCGGAGAAACUGGCUGAUGGGCGUCGUGUGCGAGUUACCGUUGACGUAUUUUGCAAGGGAACUUUCCGUGGUAUUGGCCGCAACUAUCGUAUAGCAAAGUGCACUGCUGCGAAAUGUGCCCUGCGUCAAUUAAAGAAGCAAGGUUUAAUAACGAAGAAGGAUUAAAAUAUAUAUUUGUAGAUUAAACGUAUUACUUAUUUACGGAAGUAAUUGUAUUCUCGGAAGUUUUGAUUGGGUAUCUGAAAAAAAAUCGCUACCUACUUUAAUUAGUCUGAUUUCACAUGUUUGAGCAUUUCUAUAUACAAAUACAAUUUUUUUACCGAUGUGCUUUUUUACACCA